AUGCCAAAUAAUAACGACGACCCGCCUGAUCGGGGUCCAAACCCUUUUCGUAAAAGCGGAAUAAUAUCGAGAUCUCCUUCUUCCGCAAAACCCAAGCGACUUUUUAGUGAAAAUUCGCCGUCAAUCAAUGCUUCACCGGAAAUAAAUCGAUCCGCAUCUCAAAAUACGGUUUCGCCUAGGUCCGACGAUAACAUUGAAAAAGAGGAUAAUUAUUGCGAUUUGGUUUCUGAGGCCGCGAAUUAUUUGUCCAAAAUAAAUGAACUCGUGAAUGAUCAGGGUUCACGUAUGAACGUCGCGAAUAAGUCUGCGAUAAUGGACUUUACUCAGCGCAUCACAGCAAUCGUUUCGGUGUUGGCCCUAAAGUCAUCGUGCAACGAAACCAAGUUAGCCAAUGCGCAACGGGAGCUAGAAGGUAUCAAGAAUUGUCCCCGUCCUACUCCACCCAAAGCGGACGGCAAAAUGACCUACGCGAGUUCCGUUAAGCUCCGUCUGCCAAAACAAGCCCCGGCAAUGGAGCCUCGCGCGCCUCUCCCGUGCGUAGUGGCUUACCCGACUAGCGAGCGGACAGCUGAUCUCACGUCAUCGUCUGCCACGAAACAGGCGCUGUUUAAUGCAAUUAAACCUAGCGACGACGGAUUUCAAAUCGUAGGCGUUAAAAAAACCGCGAAAGCUGGCGUUGUACUUCGCGUUGCCAACGAACGUCAGAUUCACAAACUCCAGUCGGUGGAUGCAUUAAAAUCAGCUGGUUUACGUUUAGAGAAACCAAAAGGUCGACGUCCGCGAAUUUUAAUUAAAGAUGUCCCAUCCUCAAUGGAAGACAAACCGUUUUUAACAGCUUUGUAUCGGCAAAAUAUUAAGGAUGAAAUGCCAAUUAAGGAGGACGAUUUCAUUAAAUCCGUAAAAAUCGUUCGGCGACGUAGUUUGGAACACGGACGUAAAUGGAUAGGCGUGGAAAUUGAUUCGGAAGUGAGAAAACAUCUAGUUGCGACCAAAGACAAACUAUUUAUAGAUUGGGCAACUUGCAGGUUUAUUGAUGACGUGGAGAUAGUCCGCUGCCUCAAUUGCCAACAAUACGGGCAUGUGCAUAAGUUCUGCACCAUUAAAACACCAACUUGUGCCGUUUGUGCCGAGGCACAUGAAACCAAGGCUUGUCCACAUAAGGACAAUCGUGAUUUUAAGCCCGUAUGCGCAACUUGCAAACGUUUUAAGAAACCCCACGACCAUCGCUGUGGGAACAAUAUCAACACGCUCGACUGCGUAGCAGAGUCGUACAGCUUGAUAGCAGCUCACGAGCUGGCAUUUAUGUAG
Messenger RNA from Manduca sexta (tobacco hornworm), 1308 nucleotides. RefSeq lists its product as uncharacterized. Lineage: Eukaryota; Metazoa; Arthropoda; Insecta; Lepidoptera; Sphingidae. The record is from RefSeq and is a predicted model, not a curated record. The coding region runs from base 1 to 1308 and encodes 435 amino acids. The transcript is spliced from 2 exons.